CCCGCCCCUCUCCUGCAGUCCCCCAGGCGCCGGCAGCUUCCCCAGCACCCCGGCAUUCCUCCCCCAGCCACACCUUCCCAGAGUUCCCCAGCAAGUCUCCAUAGCAACAGGACUCCGCCCGGGCCACACCCACCUCCUCCAUUCACACCUUCCCAGAAUUCCGCCUUCUCACCCAUGACCUUGCCAUCUACCAAGGUCGGCCAGCCUUCCCCGACCCGGUCGCUACCAAGGAGACAACCUUCACCCUCUGACUCCUCAGCCAGUAGGUCAAAGGGCAGGGACAGCGGGUCACAGAAUGGCUCGUUGCCAGGCAGCAGCAGGCAGUCGCUGACCUCUGACACUUACCCUUCGACUCUUGACCCCUCACACCUGCCCUCGAAAAGUUUGACACAAAAUGGCAGCCCUCCAAGGAGGGGUCGGCAGCUUUCUCCUAAAGGAAGUACCCGGGAACUGUACAGAGGUCAUCAGAAAACACCAUCAAGGUCAAGCGCAGCUGGGUCGUCGAGCGGCAGGUCGCUGCCAGAGACCCCCCUGAGCACCCCCGUCUCCAGUGUGGGCCGGUCCGGCCACCUGAGCACCCCCGUCUCCAGCGUGGGUCGGUCCGGGGGUAAGAGGUCGCGGAAGAGCAAACACUCGACCCCCUCAGGCAGCGGGCUGUCGGCGUCUGAUCUGGAGGGGGUUCCUCCGGAUGUAAAGCAGCUAUAUGCACAGGUUGACCUGUCUAAGAAGCGUAAGAACCGUAUGAAGCGUGACCACGCCGCAGCGAUUGCCCGCGCGCUGAGUCAGGAGGGGGAGAAGGACGUGGGAGGGAUUCUGGAUGAUAAAGCCGUUGUAGUGUUUAGGGAGAGGACGGCUUUGUAA
Messenger RNA from Branchiostoma belcheri (Belcher's lancelet), 861 nucleotides. RefSeq lists its product as uncharacterized. Lineage: Eukaryota; Metazoa; Chordata; Leptocardii; Amphioxiformes; Branchiostomatidae. The transcript is spliced from 4 exons. The record is from RefSeq and is a predicted model, not a curated record. Bases 175 to 861 code for a protein of 228 amino acids.